Messenger RNA from Amaranthus tricolor (Joseph's coat), 1836 nucleotides. RefSeq names its product lysine histidine transporter-like 8. The record is from RefSeq and is a predicted model, not a curated record. NCBI's taxonomy places the organism in Eukaryota, Viridiplantae, Streptophyta, Magnoliopsida, Caryophyllales, Amaranthaceae. The transcript has 5 exons. Bases 72 to 1670 code for a protein of 532 amino acids. Gene Ontology annotation, cellular component: plasma membrane.
ACACCCACUAAGGUAAUAUAUCAACCAAAACAAACACAAUCAGAAACACAAACAGAAACUGAAAACCAGAAAUGAAAAUGGAGGAAAGAGGAGAAACAGAGCUAAUAUCAAUCCCAGCAACACCAAGAGCAACAUCAACCCCAGAAAUACUGACACCCACUGGCCAAAGAUCACCAAGACUACAACACCCAGCUACAACUACUACUACUACACUUCCUAAAGACUCUAAAUCUGCUGCUUGGACUCCUUCUUCAUUCAUUUCUCCUAGAUUCUUAAGUCCUAUUGGGACUCCCAUGAAAAGGGUUUUUGUUAAUAUGAAGGGUUAUUUAGAAGAAGUUGGUCAUUUAACUAAACUUAAUCCUCAUGAUGCUUGGCUUCCUAUUACUGAAUCUAGAAAUGGAAAUGCUCAUUAUGCUGCUUUUCAUAAUCUUAAUGCUGGUUUUGGAUUUCAAGCCCUUUUUCUUCCUGUUGCCUUUUCUUUUCUUGGAUGGGGUUGGGGUAUAUUUUCAUUGACGAUAGCCUUCUUCUGGCAACUAUACACGCUUUGGGUUCUGGUUCAACUACAUGAAGCUGUGCCAGGGAAAAGAUACAACAGAUACAUCGAAUUGGCACAAGCUGCAUUUGGGGAAAAAUUAGGUGUAUGGCUUGCACUCUUUCCAACAGUAUAUUUGUCUGCUGGAACUGCAACGGCUAUAAUACUUGUCGGAGGAGAGACUAUGAAACUGUUUUUUCAUAUUGUCUGUGGUCCGCUUUGCUCAUCUAACCCUCUAACAACUGUUGAGUGGUACCUUGUUUUCACUUCAUUGUGCAUCGUUCUAUCACAACUUCCGAAUCUUAAUUCAAUAGCAGGACUCUCACUCGUUGGGGCUAUAACCGCCAUCAUCUACUCUACGAUGAUUUGGGUGCUUUCGGUGAGUCAGCCUAGGCCACCACAAAUCUCUUAUGAGCCGAUGUCACUUCCUUCUGCAUCGGCUUCUUUGUUUUCGGUUCUGAAUGCUCUUGGAAUAAUAGCCUUUGCAUUCCGAGGCCACAAUUUGGCCUUGGAGAUACAGGCUACCAUGCCAUCAACUUUUAAGCAUCCAGCUCAUGUGCCGAUGUGGAAGGGAGCUAAAGUUGCAUAUUUUUUCAUCGCGAUGUGCCUAUUUCCUAUGGCAAUCGGAGGGUAUUGGGCUUACGGGAACCUAAUGCCUUCAGGUGGGAUGCUGACCGCUAUAUACGCAUUCCAUAGUCACGACAUUGCAAGAGGUCUACUAGCAGUCGCAUUCCUUUUGGUUGUAUUCAACUGUUUGAGCAGCUUCCAAAUAUACUCGAUGCCUGUAUUUGAUAGCUUUGAAGCCAGUUACACGAGCCAUACUAAUCGUCCGUGCUCAAUAUGGGUUAGGUCGGGAUUUAGAGUAUUCUACGGAUUUGUGUCGCUCCUCAUUGGUGUGGCUUUCCCGUUCCUGUCGAGCCUUGCGGGUCUGUUGGGAGGACUUACUCUCCCGGUGACAUUUGCUUACCCUUGCUUCAUGUGGGUGCUUCUAAAGCAACCCCCAAAACAUAGUGCUAGUUGGUAUUUCAACUGGAUUUUAGGAUGGUUGGGAAUUGCUUUUAGCCUUGCAUUUUCUAUUGGAGGAAUUUGGAGUAUCAUAACUAAUGGGCUUAAGUUAAAGUUCUUCAAGCCAAGUUAAAAGAAGGCAAGGUUUAUGAUGUAAUCUUAUGUUUGAAUGUGAACUGUGAGGACACAAACAAUGUGCUUUUUUUUUUUUUUUUUUUUUUUUUUUUUUUUUUUUGUGUGAUGUAAAUUUUGAGAUUAGUUUUGGUUCAAUGAAAGGAAAAAAUAUGUGAGUUUUCUUA